Pipra filicauda (Wire-tailed manakin) is the source of this 1298-nucleotide messenger RNA. Its product is annotated as proline-rich receptor-like protein kinase PERK2. The record is from RefSeq and is a predicted model, not a curated record. Bases 1 to 1029 code for a protein of 342 amino acids. NCBI's taxonomy places the organism in Eukaryota, Metazoa, Chordata, Aves, Passeriformes, Pipridae. The transcript has 4 exons.
AUGACCUGCAGGCCACCCCCACCCCCGGGCACACGUGGCACUGAGCAGGAGCAGGGGCGGGGGGGGCCCUUCCAGAAAAUGCCAGGGGGGGAAUCUCAGUUUUUAGCCAACUACCUCGCACUGGGCAGGGGGUUUUGGUGUUGCUGGGCAUUGCCAGACCCCAGACCCUCCAUCCUUCCUUCAGCCCUUGCCCUGGGCACCCCAAACCCUCUGUGCUUCAUCCUUCCUUCAUCCUUCCCCCCUGGGCACCCCAAACCUCCAACCUCCCUUCAUCCCUUGCUCUGGGCAUCCCAAACCCUUAGUGCUUCCUUCAUCUUUCCCUCAGGGCACCCCAAACCCUGCAAUCUCCCAUCAUCCCUUGCCCUGGGCACCCCAAACCCUCCAUCUCUUGCCCUGUGCACCCCAAACCCUCCACCCUUCCUUCAUCCCUUGCCCUGUGCACCCCAAACCCUCUGUGCUUCCUUCAUCCCUCUCCUCUGGACACCCCAAACCCUCCACCCCUUGCCCUGUGCACCCCAAACCAUCCUCCCUCCAUCCCCCCCCAGCACGCAGGGCACAGAGAGGGGGGUGUUGGGGGGCUGUUGGUGCAUUCCCAGCGCUCCCCCCUCGCUCCCCAAAAUCCCACCUGGAGGGAAAAGCCCCCGAGGUCCCCCCAGAGCUGCCCUAAAUCCCAAACUUCUCCCAACCGCGGAGGGGUCACCCCCCCAGCUCUGGGGGCUCCUCUCCCACUCCCCCCCCUCUCCCACAUGGGGUGGGGGGGCCCUGAGCUCCCAACCCUCCCUGCCCGGCUCCGUUUUGCCUCCAGACCUGGAAUUUGAAGGGAAAAAAGGGAGGGAUUCUCCCGUUUUCUCCCCAGGUGUCCGGCAGGGAGCGUUCCUGGAGCAUCCCGGUUUUACUUCCACGGGGGAAACUCGCACUUGUUUGCCACAGGCUUUUGCUUUUCCUUCUCUUUUCCUGGUUGUGUGUAAGCAAUAUGUUUUCAGGUUGAAACAGGGGUGGGGGUGGGGAAAAAAAAAAAGGGGGAUUUAAAACAACCUUAACAAAAAAAAAAAUAACCUGGGUAGAGCUCCAAAAUCAAGUUUUACUGUACAAAGUUCUGUGCUCUCAGCCCUGGCUGCACAGUAGCUUUAGAGUCCACUUUGUUUUUUCCUAAUAUUUUUAUUCUAAUUUAAUUGCUUUUAAACUUUCCGGGCCAAGCAACUGUUUGGAAACACCGUGCUUGUGUUAGUGCUUUCUGUUGGAGUUGGCCAGCUCUUCCUGUACAUAUGUUUUGGGUUUUGUUGUUUUUUUUUUUUUUU